Molecule: messenger RNA, 757 nt
Organism: Tribolium madens (black flour beetle)
Lineage: Eukaryota; Metazoa; Arthropoda; Insecta; Coleoptera; Tenebrionidae
Exons: 5
Coding region: 189-695 (168 amino acids)
Source: RefSeq, a predicted model, not a curated record
AUUCGCAACUAAACUCGUAUUGUCAUUGGUGAUAAAGCGUCGGUCAAGUUGGCUGUGUAUGUGCGGCGCGUCGAGACGACCGGUCGUGUCUUUUCAUUGGUGCAUUCGUCCAUGUGAUCCGUCGACGGCUGACACUGAUUGUGUAUGAAGAUCUUUUCUAGUACCACUCUCCGAGCCAAAAAUGAAAAAUGCUGGGACUAGUCUUCGGAUACACCGUGGCCUUUUUGGUGCUAAAUCUGGCGCAAAGCAGCCCAAUUGUCGAAUAUGAUAAAGGCUACCGCUACGAGGAGUACAUUGUGGAGCACGAAAUAUCAGCCACACAAGCGAGAAAUGCUGCCCUUAGUAUCGAUCUGAACUCCGUCGCUUCACCGGUGGGAUGCCAAAAAUGUACCAAAGAUGAAAUCAAAUAUUGUUUAGGCAACGAUCUCAUUUCUGAUCACUGUUGCUGCGACAGGAAAUACCAUGAAGUGUUACCGUUCAUCCCCCACACGUGCUACUUGGGUACUCAAAUCUGCAAGCCGGUGGUCGGAGAUUGUGCAGAGUACAGCCGAUUGCGGAGCUGCUGUUGUGAUAAAUACGCCCUGCAGAAAUGGAAGAAAAAGUCUGCGGGGGUUCGUUCACACGUCAACAAAGAGAUAAUUACCUUGGCACUGAUGGUGCAAAUUGUAUAUAUACUUGUAUAUUAUCACCUUUAAUUACUACCAAAGCAAUAUUAAGGCUGCACAGUAUUAUUAUAAUAAACCUUCUUGUUACGUAA